AUGUUGAGCGCAGCACGUGGAGCGGUAUCUCGUACAGUAGCACGCCGAGCUCUUUCAGUUUCAGCAGCUCGUCGGGAUGCUGUAUCUUCGAGCCUAGCUGACUAUAAAGUUGUGGAUCACACUUAUGAUGCAGUAGUUGUUGGAGCAGGCGGCGCUGGUUUGAGAGCUGCAAUGGGUUUAAGCGAAGGUGGAAUGAAGACGGCUGUGGUAACAAAAUUGUUCCCAACUAGGUCACAUACUGUCGCUGCCCAAGGUGGUGUCAAUGCAGCUUUAGGCAACAUGAACCCUGAUGAUUGGAGGUGGCAUUUCUACGAUACUGUCAAAGGUAGUGAUUGGUUGGGAGAUCAAGAUGCAAUUCACUAUAUGACUAGAGAAGCCGUGAAGGCAGUUAUUGAACUGGAAAAUUAUGGAAUGCCGUUUUCGCGAACCAAGGAUGGGAAGAUUUACCAGAGAGCUUUUGGAGGACAAAGUAAUGAUUUUGGAAGGGGCGGUCAGGCACACAGGACCUGUUGUGUUGCUGACCGUACCGGGCAUUCAAUGUUGCAUACCCUCUAUGGUUCAUCUUUACAAUAUAACUGCAAAUAUUUUAUUGAAUAUUUUGCUCUUGAUCUUUUAAUGCAUAACGGAGCAUGCGUUGGUGUUAUUGCUAUGGAUUUGGAAGAUGGAACUAUUCAUCGUUUCCGGGCAAAGAACACAGUGUUGGCGACUGGUGGUUACGGACGAGCGUUCUUCAGCUGCACAUCAGCACAUACGUGUACUGGCGACGGUACUGCUAUGGUUACACGGGCAGGGCUAUGCAAUUCUGAUAUGGAAUUUGUACAGUUCCACCCAACUGGCAUUUAUGGGGCUGGAUGUUUGAUAACUGAAGGUUCAAGAGGUGAGGGUGGGUACCUCGUGAAUAGCAAAGGGGAAAGAUUUAUGGAAAAAUAUGCUCCAAAUGCAAAGGAUCUCGCGUCACGUGAUGUUGUUUCGCGUGCAAUGACAGUUGAAAUUAUGGAAGGUCGAGGCGUUGGAAAGGAGAAAGAUCAUAUCUAUCUACAGCUUCAUCAUCUCCCUGCGGAACAGCUUAUGACUAGGCUUCCAGGUAUUUCUGAAACAGCUGAGAUCUUCGCUGGUGUUGAUGUCACGAAAGAGCCAAUUCCUGUAAUUCCAACAGUACAUUACAAUAUGGGUGGUACUCCAACUAACUAUAUGGGCCAAGUGAUCAAGUAUACUAAAGGAAAAGGCGACCAGAUUGUUCCUGGUUUGUAUGCUGCCGGUGAGUGCGCUGCUCACUCCGUACAUGGGGCAAAUAGGCUGGGUGCAAAUUCAUUGCUUGACCUUGUCAUUUUUGGCCGAGCAUGUUCUGUCAGCAUCUUGAAGAAUAACAAGCCUGGUGACAGUAUCCCUGAACUGCCAAAGAAUGCAGGAGAAGCAUCAAUUGCUAAUCUGGACAAGAUGAGGCACGCAAAAGGCGAUAUAUCAACUGCAGAUUUAAGGUUGAAGAUGCAGAAGACAAUGCAGAAACAUGCAGCUGUAUUCCGUCGUGGAGACAUCUUACAGGAAGGUGUCAAAAAGAUGGAGGAUCUUUUCAAAGAACAAAAACACUUGAAGACAACUGAUCGUGGACUUGUUUGGAAUUCUGACUUAAUAGAAACCCUCGAACUGCAGAACUUGAUGCUAAAUGCUACGCAGACUAUUGUUGCUGCUGAGAACCGUAAAGAGUCUCGUGGUGCUCAUGCUCGUGAUGAUUUCCCUAACAGGAUUGACGAGUAUGAUUACUCGAAACCGUUGGAAGGCCAAGUUAAAAAACCGAUAGAGCAGCACUGGCGUAAACACACAAUUCUUUAUCAGGAACCAGAGAGUGGAAAGGUUAUUACGAUUGACUAUAGACCUGUCAUUGACAAAACAUUAGAUAAGAAGGAAACUGAUUGGGUGCCACCGAAAGUCCGCUCGUAUUAA
Messenger RNA from Enterobius vermicularis (human pinworm), 1941 nucleotides. The record is from the annotation of a GenBank genome assembly. Lineage: Eukaryota; Metazoa; Nematoda; Chromadorea; Rhabditida; Oxyuridae.